This is a messenger RNA of Chenopodium quinoa (quinoa), 1185 nucleotides long. RefSeq lists its product as uncharacterized. The transcript is spliced from 2 exons. Bases 367 to 1101 code for a protein of 244 amino acids. NCBI's taxonomy places the organism in Eukaryota, Viridiplantae, Streptophyta, Magnoliopsida, Caryophyllales, Amaranthaceae. The record is from RefSeq and is a predicted model, not a curated record.
AUUCCUCGUGAGUUAUAUAGCGCUAGGAGCGUUUUCUAAUUCCUAACUCUUUUCCUUUUCACAUUCCUCUCAUCUAUGAAUGUAUUAUCAUGUAUUUCUAUAUAUACCUAACUUUAAAUCUUUAACUACCAUACUUCUCAUACAUCUUUCUCCGUUACUACCACCCUCCUUCCUUUUCUUAACAAAACCCGGUUUUUACUAAACAAUCUUGAACAACAUGUGUUAUUGGUACGUAUAGUGAGGUAACAAGUUCAAUUCUCAUAUAUUUUAAAUAAGAAUUGAAUGGAACGAGUCUGCCUGGCACAGAAUUACAUGCAUUGUUGUGUAUGAGUUGUAAACUUGUUCUUUUGGAUCUUUUUAUGAAGUAUGGGGCCUAAAUUAGGUGAUCAACUAGCUUCCACACCACCAAAGCUAUCUCUCACAAACCUCCCAAGUUUGAAGGGAAUCGCGCCGGAGUCACCAUGGACUUUGACACCACCGUUGCACCCCAUGGCAUCCAUUCCCUUCAAGUGGGAGGAAGCACCCGGAAAGCCCAGGUUUACCAACAGUUCAAGCCCAUGUAAGAAGCCCAAGAGUGUUAGAUGCUUAGAACUUCCUCCUAGGAUGUUGGUUGAGGGCCUUGAGGCUAAAGUGGCCCAUAUGCCUUCCUCCCCAACUGCGGUUUUAGAUGGGCCUAGUUUGGGCCGAUCUUUGUCUCAAAGGUUCUGCUUUGAAGGCCCAAUUCUUAAUGCUAGUCCUGUAUUGGGCUUGAAUGUAAAAGAAAAUAGUGUAAUGGGUCAAGGGAAGAGUAAGAAGAAAGAUGUGAAAAGACAAAUUGGGCCUUGGAAGAGGUGGGCCAGUGGUAAUGGUACGAAGUGGAAUCAAAAGCUUUACAAGGGUAAUUCUGGCAUUUCACCUUGGAGUGAUAGUAUUGAGGGGAGUGAUGUUAUGAAUGAGAAGGAUAUUGAGGUGAAAGUAACAAGAUUUAGAAGGCGAUCAAAAAGAAGUCUACACAAAUUAUCAAAUACAAGCUCUCGUGUAUUUGAAAACAUCCUUGAAUGCCUUAAGCAAAUAGUGGUACGGCGGCGCAAAGAGGAGAAGCAAAGAUAUGAAGCAUCAUAGAUUUUAGAUUAUGCAUAGCUUUCUUAUAAUGUAUCCUUUGCGUUAAAUUGUAUAAAAUGAUAUAUCAAAUACAACAAUGGAUUA